Molecule: messenger RNA, 1266 nt
Organism: Syngnathus typhle (broad-nosed pipefish)
Lineage: Eukaryota; Metazoa; Chordata; Actinopteri; Syngnathiformes; Syngnathidae
Gene: pcna
Product: proliferating cell nuclear antigen
Exons: 6
Coding region: 241-1023 (260 amino acids)
Biological process (GO): mismatch repair; translesion synthesis; regulation of DNA replication
Cellular component (GO): PCNA complex
Molecular function (GO): DNA binding; DNA polymerase processivity factor activity
Source: RefSeq, a predicted model, not a curated record
UGCUGCGCCAUACCAUUAUAACAUAGCUGUGGCGCGCGUAAACGCUUCAAAUCCUCCGCCUAGUCGUCACAUUGUACUUCUUUCGAUUAACCAGGGACAAAGACUUAACCCAAGGCUCCUAUUUCUUGUUCCUAAUUCCAAAUCUCGGCCUUUAUUAAUACCUACCCCCGACUUUGAGGAAGUAACUCCGACUGCUCCGUCUUUAUCCAUUCCAACUUUUCAGCAAACACAACAGCAAGUAUGUUUGAGGCUCGCUUGGUCCAAGGAUCCAUCUUGAAGAAGGUGCUGGAGGCCUUGAAGGAUCUGAUCACUGAGGCGUGCUGGGAUGUCAGCUCGUCCGGCAUCUCGCUGCAGAGCAUGGACUCCUCUCACGUCUCCCUGGUGCAGCUUACCCUCCGCAGUGACGGCUUCGACUCGUACCGCUGCGACAGAAACCUCGCCAUGGGAGUCAACCUGGGCAGUAUGUCCAAGAUCCUGAAGUGCGCCGGAAAUGAAGACAUCAUCACCGUUCGAGCGGACGACAAUGCAGACACACUCGCGCUUGUCUUCGAGACCAUCAACCAGGAGAAGGUGUCAGAUUAUGAGAUGAAGUUGAUGGACCUCGAUGUGGAGCAGCUGGGAAUUCCAGAGCAGGAGUACAGCUGUGUGAUCAAGAUGCCAUCAGGGGAGUUUGCCCGCAUUUGCCGCGAUCUCUCGCAGAUUGGAGACGCCGUCAUGAUCUCCUGCGCCAAGGAUGGCGUCAAGUUCUCUGCUAGUGGCGAGCUGGGCACGGGAAACAUCAAGCUGUCCCAAACAAGCAAUGUGGACAAGGAGGAGGAGGCGGUGACUAUUGAGAUGAAUGAGCCAGUUCAGCUCAUCUUUGCUCUCAACUACUUGAACUUCUUCACCAAAGCCACUCCCCUGUCCAAGACAGUCACCCUCAGCAUGUCAGCGGACAUUCCUCUCGUGGUGGAAUAUAAGAUUGCUGACAUGGGCCACGUCAAAUACUACCUGGCGCCUAAGAUCGACGAAGAGUCUUCUUGAGUAGGCGGAAAGUCAACAAAGAAGGAUGAAGAAGCACGUCGUGCUGCGCAUGGGUUUAAGUGUCAACGUUUGGAAACUUAUCGAGUGAUGCAUUCCCGAUUGUGUGGCGAUGUCAGCACUCGGAGAGUCUUGUUGUCUCUUUUUGCAUCCACACUUGCAGUUUGUUGUUGUAGAUACGUAUUUGUAAAUAUUUUGUGGUUUCAUGCCAUCCACCCAAUUCCCAAAUAAAAUUGAUCAACUUUU